This is a messenger RNA of Carlito syrichta (Philippine tarsier), 1236 nucleotides long. Its product is annotated as zinc finger protein neuro-d4. Lineage: Eukaryota; Metazoa; Chordata; Mammalia; Primates; Tarsiidae. The transcript has 10 exons. Gene Ontology annotation, biological process: nervous system development. The record is from RefSeq and is a predicted model, not a curated record. Gene Ontology annotation, cellular component: nBAF complex. Bases 1 to 1101 code for a protein of 366 amino acids.
AUGUCUGCUAGGUGUGUCCGGGUGCGUGGAGGCUCUGGCGGCGCACUCUCCCCGGCGAGCCGGAUGUAUCAGGGUGUCCGGCUGUAUUUUUUUCUGUGGAUGCCGGAGGAUGUCCAGAUUUUUAUCUCCCUGAGUGUGUCCACACGUGCCAGUGUCUGGUCGGAACUCUUGCUGUUCUUGGAGGAGUGUGUCCGAGUGUUCCCAGACUGUGAGGCACCCCUGAAGAAGGAGGGUGGCCUCCCAGAAGGGCCAGUCCUCGAGGCUCUGCUGUGUGCUGAGACAGGGGAGAAGAAGAUCGAGCUGAAGGAGGAGGAGACCAUUAUGGACUGCCAGAAACAGCAGUUGCUGGAGUUUCCGCAUGAUCUCGAGGUGGAAGACUUGGAGGAUGACAUUCCCAGGAGGAAGAACAGGGCCAAAGGAAAGGCAUAUGGCAUCGGGGGUCUCCGGAAACGCCAGGACACCGCUUCCCUGGAGGACCGAGACAAGCCGUAUGUCUGUGAUAUCUGUGGGAAACGGUAUAAGAACCGGCCGGGGCUCAGCUACCACUACACCCACACCCACCUGGCUGAGGAGGAGGGGGAGGAGAACGCCGAACGCCACGCCCUGCCCUUCCACAGGAAAAACAACCACAAACAGUUUUACAAAGAAUUGGCCUGGGUCCCUGAGGCACAAAGGAAACACACAGCCAAGAAGGCACCUGACGGCACUGUCAUCCCCAACGGCUACUGUGACUUCUGCCUGGGGGGCUCUAAGAAGACGGGGUGUCCCGAAGACCUCAUCUCCUGUGCGGACUGUGGGCGAUCAGGACACCCCUCGUGUUUACAGUUCACGGUGAACAUGACCGCGGCUGUGCGGACCUACCGCUGGCAGUGCAUCGAAUGCAAGUCCUGCAGCCUUUGUGGCACCUCAGAGAACGACGGUGCCAGCUGGGCGGGUCUCACCUCCCAGGACCAGCUGCUGUUUUGUGAUGACUGCGAUCGGGGUUACCACAUGUACUGCCUGAGUCCCCCCAUGGCGGAGCCCCCGGAAGGGAGCUGGAGUUGUCACCUCUGUCUUCGGCACCUGAAAGAGAAGGCCUCUGCUUACAUCACCCUCACCUAGGCCUGGCUGGCUCACCUGGACCUCCGGGCGGUGCUUGCCACCUGCCUCUCCCAGCCUCUGCUCUCCCCCCUCCCUUGAUGCCCCGCCACGGUGGGGGUGGGGGGAUGCCCCAGGGGGCUGGGCCACCCUCCCUUC